CGGUAAUUGGUCACCGAUGAAUUGGUUUUGGGACAACCCUGACAGAACUCGAUGUUCUCGAUAUCUUCCCAGAACUACAUCAAAAACAAUUCGCAUCAAUCUGCAGUCCAUUCUCGCACUAUUUUCUGAUUAGGAAUGCAUCUUUCGAGACCGAUGGGCUUAUACAAGUGCAAAGGAGCAAUCUUGUAAACGAUCCGACCUUUGCAAAUGAAGUCAAAAUGCCCAAGCUGAACAGAGGCCCAGCACGACAAAAGCAGACCCAAGCACCAGUCUAUCACAUCCCCACAAGAGAGAUAACAGCAGUUGAGCACCCUUUGAUCGUGCAGAAUCUGGACAAUGGCCUCAAAACGUUUGGAACAAAUAAGCCUUACGAAAGAAUCAUGAACUCCAUUGACCCAGAAGAAUGUGUGCCGCUCUAUCUAAGACACAACGAUCCUAUGUGUGUCCCUAUAUUGUCACAUAACGCUCCUACCAAUAACGUCCUCCUCAAAAUCACUGUCCCCAAGCGCACUGGUCGUAAGCGGAAGCGAGGUUCACAGGAUCCUUACGAGUUUAGCAGUCCUCCGGUCUCCGCUGCAGGUCAAGAGCAUGCCGUCAGCUCAGUCUCAAGAAUGGAUGAACCUUCUCAAAUCUUGAGGAAGAUGAAGGACAAUGUGAACAGUUACCAGGUUGAGGCUGUUGGCGAGAUCAGACAGAGUCAUCGAUAUAGAGGCAUGUCCGAUUUCCAUCAGUCCACGAGCAAUACCGAGUUCAUCCCCAAAUUCAAGGAUACAGUGCUCACUGGUCGAAGUAAGUCCCAGAGGAUUCAUCGUCUGCCAUCCUAUUAACUUUCCACAGUCGAGGAUAUACGGAGAUUCAAGCUGGACGAAAGAAGAGGUUGGAAACCAAACGAGGAUAUUGUUCCCCCACCAAUCAUGUCCAGUCAUGCUCUACCAUUCAACUGGGGCUGGCAUCAAGCUGUUCAUCUCACCCAAGAGCAAGACGAGAAAGGAAACCGCAUCCUGAUCAACCACUCUAAGCCAGAAAAGGGCGGUGUCAUAUACCUCAGUCACGACGUCGAAGAAAUCCCCACGGAACCCGACAGAGAAGAGCCAACCGACGAGUCCAUCCAAGAACUCAUCGCCACCCUGAAAGAGGCUAUGAAAGAACGCCCCAUCUGGACCCGAAGAUCUCUUCUCAACCGCGUAGGCAACGUUCCGGGCAUCUAUCAAUUCAAGCAGGCCAUCCCUUUCGUCGGCUACCAAUUCAAAGGCGGGCCCUGGCGCGACGCCCUCAUCGAAUUCGGCGUCGACCCCCGAACCGACCCCCGCUACCGCCAAUACCAAACAUUCUUCUUCCAAUUCAACGACGAGUCCGAGAAGCUCGAAGGCGAGCCCUGGCGCGACAACAGGCAGAACUUCAACCUCUCAAAGGAACACGGCAUCACGCACACCAACGACAACACGCACGUAUUCGAUGGCAAGAAACUCACACUCGACGGCAAGAUCUGGCAAGUCUGUGAUAUCACCGUCCCACUCCUCGUGAACCUCAUGGAAGACGCCCCAUAUCGCGAAAAAUGUGAGAUCCUGACUGAUGGCUGGUAUUGCAACGGCACGAUCGCCAAGUUCAAAGGCAUCAUGAAAACCAAACUCGUCGCUGUAAAAGCCCGUCGCGAAGUAGCAGACUCGGAGUUUGAACCCGCUCUCGCCAUCCCAGAUAUCGUGCCCGACAAACUCAGCAAGCUCAUCCCGGUCCCUCUGCCGGAUCUCGGUCUAUCUCAAAAUGCCCUCGAUGAUAUGACGAAAGACGGGGUAUUGAGUAAGAGUGAAGCGACAACAAUUCAAAGAUGGUUUAGGAAUAAGAAGAGUUACAAAGCGAGGCAAGAACGCAUUCGUGGUGUGGCUGGGAACGAUCCCGAUCGACCGGCUGCAACUCCGAAAAGCCAAGUUCCGAAGAGGAAGUACGUCAGGAAAACGAAGCCUAACCCUGGAGACGGCAUUGCAGCUGUUACGGACGGCAAAUCUGCGAAUACACCCUCAGGUAUUGUGGACACAAAUGCACCACACACACUUUUGAGUCCUACUCCUGAGGUUACAAUACCUGCCCCCAUAUCCGCAUUAAUCGAUCCUCAUCUUCCCUUGGAACCCUCCCCUCUUGCCCUGUCCACCACCCCAGGGGAAUCCUCAACCGCUACUCCUGCUCAAAACCCACCCAUCCCCAAUCCUCCAUCUAUAUCCACAUCCAUAUCCGGCAAUGGCAACGGAAACAGAACAGGCGGGAGCACAACCGAUGAGCAGCCUAUGGCCGACGCACUCGAGCACUUCGAUUCAACCAGCACGCCUCACACUCCCAUCAAUCCUCAGACAUCCGCUUUUACUGGAAACGAAGCAUCCUCCUCCCAUGACGAAGAAGAAGACGACGAUGAGGAUGAUAUGGAUGACAUAGACAGUGAAGAUGAGAGGAACGCACUUGCUAGCGAGUUAGACGAUGACGAUGAUCGAGAGGAGUACUUUAGUGAUGCGGUGGAGGAUCAAUUUCCGGGUAGGAAGGGUGGAGAGAGGAGUGGGAAUGAGGAUGAGGAUGGUGAUGAUGGGGAGAAUUGAGCUUAGGGGUUAGACGGGGACUGUUUGAUACACAGAAUGAGUAAUAGGUCAGAUCGUCGAGCCAUCGUGCCGCGCUGCAUAGCAAUCAGAGGGGAGAAGGUAGGAUAUAUAAGAGAACGAGCGAAAGAUCAAGCGAUACAAAGCUAUCUGACCCUCCCCUCCUACCCUAGCAGCAAUUCAAUGAUGUGGGCCGAGCUCUGGGAAUCGGGGCAUGGCAUUUGUGUCACAUAA
Messenger RNA from Cadophora gregata, 2813 nucleotides. RefSeq names its product tau 95 subunit of transcription factor TFIIIC (gene TFC1). The record is from RefSeq and is a predicted model, not a curated record. The coding region runs from base 915 to 2582 and encodes 555 amino acids. NCBI's taxonomy places the organism in Eukaryota, Fungi, Ascomycota, Leotiomycetes, Helotiales, Ploettnerulaceae. Gene Ontology annotation, cellular component: transcription factor TFIIIC complex. The transcript has 3 exons. Gene Ontology annotation, biological process: transcription initiation at RNA polymerase III promoter.